AUAUGAUUAAAUUCGAAUAUCAUCCGACUAUGGUAAUAUUUCCAACCAGAAUUCUUCUGCAGCAUUAAUUAGCAUAAGAAAAGAAUUACUAGAAUAUUACACCACAUGUUGAAUUCGCUCCGUUUUACACCUAUAUAUACCAAAGCGAUUCUCCUAGAGAAAAACACACUGAAGGCACUAAAAAAUGCCUCGCAAGAACACAAAAUAUGUACAAAUUCCGAGCGAGAAAACCAGAAAAAUAACUCUAAGAAGAAGGCUCGAUAGUUUGUUUAAACGAGCAAAUGAGCUAUCAGUGUUGUGUGGCAUAGAGAUACUCAUAGUCGUUCAUAACCGUAACGAAGGCCAUUCAACACUAUGGCCCACACAAGAUAAGGUUGUGGAUGGAAUCACAAAGUUCUUGAACUUUCCGGAAAGAGAAAGAAUCAAGAAAAUGGUGACGCAAGAGAAGUUCUUGACUGACAAAGUGCAGGACUUAGCUGGGAAAUUGCUGAAGCUUCAAAAGAAGAACGAUGAAACGGAAAUGGGGCUGCUCAUGGGUCAACUCAUUGAAACGGGUACAACCCACGAUGCACUCGAUGCGAGGCGGGUUAAUGGGUUGUACCGUUUGGUUGAAGAGAAGCUGGAAAAGCUUCGGAACAGGAGAGAGGAACUUUAUGCAAUGAGAGAAUACAACUGCUUUGGUGGUACGGUGAGUGGUGUUAAUAACAAUAAUAACAACGUCGAUUUGUUGAACGAAACUGAAAUGGAGAUUCGAGCGAAUGAAGUUACAAACUCGUUCGUCGAAGGAAAUCGAGGCGAACUUCUUGGUGAAGUGUGGCCUAUGAUGUUCUAGUUCAAGCACCAAGAAAGAUUGUUUUCAAACCAACAAACCCUCU
Molecule: messenger RNA, 875 nt
Organism: Erythranthe guttata (spotted monkey flower)
Lineage: Eukaryota; Viridiplantae; Streptophyta; Magnoliopsida; Lamiales; Phrymaceae
Product: agamous-like MADS-box protein AGL80
Biological process (GO): regulation of transcription by RNA polymerase II
Molecular function (GO): DNA-binding transcription factor activity, RNA polymerase II-specific; protein dimerization activity; RNA polymerase II cis-regulatory region sequence-specific DNA binding
Source: RefSeq, a predicted model, not a curated record